UCGGGACAGGCAACAGGACUCUGGGUAUUAUAACAGGUCUGAGUUAAAUAACCACAUUUCCGUUGUAUAAGCUUUGCUUUCAAGAUGCUUCAGCCAAUCAGAGGCUACAAUAAACAAUGUGCAAAACAAAGAGUCCAUUCAAUAACCACUAACUUUCUAAGGAGGAGAUGCUGCUGAUCUUCCUAAUGUUGUAGAAAUUCUUCUGUACAUAAGCCUGAAGGCACAAUUCCUAGAGGCAGAGUGAGACUCCAGCUUGGAAAGUAGCUGAAGCACAGCGGAAAGACGUCCCAAAAAUCAGCAGUGGGAGGAACAUUAUGUUUACCCACAACAAACUGAAGAUUUUCGUAAUGCUUCUGGCACUGGCCACUUACACAGCCAUGGUGGUGCUCAAUGCUGGAGCCGGUUCAGGGGCAUUCAAAGGUGUAUUCCUAAAUACUGUUGGAAACAUCUCAAACAAGUACAACACUGACUUCACACCAGCUGGCUGGACCUUCCUCAUCUGGAAUGUUAUCUACGUCUGGCAGUUUGCUUGGCUGGGUUAUGCACUGUCAGGAAUCUGCAGAAGGAAUGAACUUGGAUGGGUCUACACAGAGCCAGAUUUACUGCCAAUAUCCUUCUAUCUGGUGUGGAUACUGAACAAUGCCAUUAAUGCUGGAUGGCUAUUUCUGUGGGACCGAGAGUUUCUCAUUCCAGCCGUGGUUCUCCUGGCAGUCCUUCCUUUUACCUGUUAUGUUGGUCUCUUCAUUUCACACCGAUCCUUGCAUAUCCAUGCCGAUUGGUUCCUAAAGUCUCACAAAGCAGAGCUGUGGCUCAUCCGAAUUCUGGUGCAAAAUGGAAUUGCACUAUACGCGACAUGGACCACAAUUGCCACUCUGCUGAAUUUUGCCGUGGUGCUGAUCUUCAGUGGGAACGUAUCUAAUAAGAUUGCAACGGCAACCUCUCUGGCCAUCCUUACCUUUGAACUGGUAAUAUGGUUUUCUCUGGAAAAUUUUGUGCUUGACAAGUAUGUGCGAUAUAAUCUCACUGUCUACCCAGUGGUCAUUGUAGCACUGACCGGCAUUGUGUGGAAGAACUACUCCCCUUCAUCUCCAACUGACAACAGUGUGUUUACAGUUGUGUUGCUGGCGGUGGCUUGUGUCACCUUUGCUGUUCGGCUGGGAAUAGUCAUAUGGAGACAUCGUAAAAGGCCUCUAAACCUAUCGGAUUCUCCAGCCAUGACACUGUGAAGUAUAUUUCCAAAGUGAAGACCUUAAGGAGGAGAUUUUCAAAGCCAUGAAUGGGAAUCAGGCACCCAACAGCCACUGACUCUCUCUCCCAACACCCACUCCCCUGGUGCCUUGAAAAUCUCUGAAAUGUGGAACAGUGAAUAACACAAAGAGUUACAGUGAUUUCAUAUAAGCUUUCAGGGUCUCUCUCUUUUUCAGGAUCUCUCUCUCCUUCCACUCUGAUCGAUUACACUUACCCUACCACCUUUAAUUUGACCGCUAUGUGUUUUAUUAAAUGGCGUUUUAAGUUUACACCAGAGGAGUAGAUGAACAGAUCCCUCUGACAGGGGCGGCUCUAGACAUUUCGCCGCCCCAAGCACGGCGGCAUG
Mauremys mutica (yellowpond turtle) is the source of this 1594-nucleotide messenger RNA. RefSeq lists its product as uncharacterized. The record is from RefSeq and is a predicted model, not a curated record. The transcript has 8 exons. Bases 315 to 1226 code for a protein of 303 amino acids. NCBI's taxonomy places the organism in Eukaryota, Metazoa, Chordata, Testudines, Geoemydidae.